Messenger RNA from Owenia fusiformis, 1361 nucleotides. Lineage: Eukaryota; Metazoa; Annelida; Polychaeta; Sabellida; Oweniidae. The record is from the annotation of a GenBank genome assembly.
GAUAGACAUUUCCGGCCCAAAAUAAAUGGCGGUCAGGAAAGUUCGAAAACUUGCACAGUAAAAGUACAACCACUCUCGAUAGCUUCUCAUUUGGAUUAAUCACUGGAUAUAUACUUCAAUCGGAGUAAAAAUAAACCAAGUUUAGAUACUAUACGAGUGUCUGAAGUGUUCGGAAAGCUAUUUUAUCGUCAAAUUUGUGAAUAAAUUUUGGGUGCCGAUUCUGACCUGGAUUUUACUUCCCAAUAAAUGUACCUUGGAUUACUACUGUAGUUUUUAUCAAUACAGCAAGCGGAUAACUGUACGGAUAAUCCAGCAAGAUGACGGAAGAGGAAGUCUUAUUUGACGCAGAGUAUGAACUUUGUGAGGUGAUUGGCAAGGGUCCUUUCAGUGUAGUCAGACGAUGCAUUCACAAGAAAACUGGCCAACAAUUUGCAGUAAAAAUAGUUGAUGUUGCAAAAUUCACGUCAAGUCCUGGCCUAACUACAGAUGAUUUAAAGAGGGAAGCCUGUAUUUGUCACAAGUUGAAACAUCCUCAUAUUGUUGGCCUGUUGGAGACCUACAGUUCAGAUGGCAUGCUGUAUAUGGUCUUCGAAUAUAUGGAUGGUGCCGAUCUGUGCUUUGAGAUUGUACGACGUGCACUGGCUGGCUUUGUUUACAGUGAAGCUGUUGCCAGUCAUUACCUGCGGCAGAUCCUAGAAGCGCUGUUAUAUUGUCACGAGUAUAACAUAAUCCACAGGGACAUGAAACCCCACUGCGUAUUGCUUGCGUCAAAAGAAAAUUCUGCACCUGUUAAACUCGGGGGUUUUGGAGUCGCCAUUGAAUUAGAUGAUUCUGGAAAAAUAUCUGGAGGUCGUAUUGGAACCCCCCACUUUAUGGCCCCUGAGGUGGUACGAAGGGACCCCUAUGGCAAACCAGUGGACGUGUGGGGCUGUGGUGUGAUGCUUUUUAUACUACUCAGUGGCCAGAUGCCUUUUUAUGGGACCAAGGAUAGACUGUUUGAUAUCAUACAGAGAAGCCAAUAUACAAUGAAACCUAAAAUCUGGGAUAGCAUUUCCGAUGAAGCAAAAGACUUAGUACAUCGCAUGUUAGAAGUCGACCCAGAGAAUAGAAUAACAGUAGCUCAGGCCCUACAACAUCCUUGGAUUAAGGACAGGAGUGUAACCCCUAAAACCCAUAUGGCAGAAACAGUUGAAGAAAUGAAAAAAUUUAAUGCAAGAAGGAAACUUAAGGGUGCUGUACUAGCUGCCGUCUCCAGUUCAAAAUGGCUGAGUUUCUAUAGCGACCCGAUGAUGAUGAAUGGUUCAAAUAUGGCAGAAAUGGCUGAGGAUGAAGUGACCUCUUGUGGUAAGUUGAAGGACUAA